This is a messenger RNA of Oncorhynchus gorbuscha (pink salmon), 616 nucleotides long. RefSeq lists its product as uncharacterized. The transcript has 2 exons. NCBI's taxonomy places the organism in Eukaryota, Metazoa, Chordata, Actinopteri, Salmoniformes, Salmonidae. The coding region runs from base 284 to 616 and encodes 110 amino acids. The record is from RefSeq and is a predicted model, not a curated record.
UGUGACGUGACGUAUAAUCUAGUGGACGGGACACCUCUUCGACAACGACAGCUAAUCAGUCACUUAGAUAGCUUGCUAGCCAACAAAUACGAACAUAUUUGAGCUAUUUAGACGUUUUCGGUGUAUAUUAAUCACUGUGUUUUAAACACACGUCUGUCGUAUCUACUAGUUACCCAUCCCAGCUUCAUAUUUACGUUGUCGGGUUGCUAACUGGUUAAAUUAGCAUUAGGCUAGUAGCUUAUGCUAACUAUCUAAAUUGGCUUUCUUAAUAACAUUCCGGACCAUGAGCUCACUAAACUACUCUCCCCCUGCAAAAGAAGAGGACGUCUGCUGGACCGAGAAACAGUGUCUGUGGCUUAAUAUUGUCGUGAAAGAAGAGGAGGAAGAGAAGGAUGUCACAGUGAAAGGCGAUGAAGAAGCUUCCAGAGUGAAAGCUGAGGAUCAGGAAGAGAUUACUGUCACAACGAAAGAGGAGGACGAGGAAGAAGAGUAUGAGACUGGAGAUAUGAUUAACACCACAGAGAGACCAGACUUGGCAGAGGAACCAGAGCCAGAGACUUCGAACCAGCAAGACGACAUCACUGUUCCUACUGUGGAAAGAGCUUUAACCAGUUAG